This is a messenger RNA of Drosophila suzukii, 3936 nucleotides long. Lineage: Eukaryota; Metazoa; Arthropoda; Insecta; Diptera; Drosophilidae. The record is from RefSeq and is a predicted model, not a curated record.
AUUUAUAAUAUUUGUAGCAAUCUCAAACAAAAUAUUUAAAAACAUUUGUACCUAUCUUUUCGUACCUAUUUCGUAUAUUAAAAAGAAGUCGGACACCCGUGGUUUUCGUAUUUUUCGGUACGCGGCGAACGGUCACAUCACAGUGCACAAAAAACCGAGUUUCCUGCAUUUUCAGGUACCAUAAUAACCGAUUUACAGUGCGAUUUCCGUUCUGAAAACAGUGCUAUAAUCAGCGUCAUACCUUCGAGCACCCAUUGGACCGGUCGGGAAUACGGAUAAUGUGGCCACUGGCCCGUGAAAGGCCCGUGGAAAACGACGCAUGAGACCCGAAUUGCGAACCAGAUGAUAGGGUAGCGUGCCAGCGAGAGCGAGUGAGAGAGGGCGAGAGGAACAGAGAGAGAGGAGGCCAGAGUAGACACAAAACUCCGAGCGGAGUUCUCGCCCAUUUUCCGGCCGAUUUCGCAGUCUAUAUAGUCGCCGGUAUGGCGGAGGAGAACCCGGGCGGCAAUGCCGGCGAUGUGCCCGAUUCGGGAGCGGACGAGGUGGGCGCCUCGGUGAUCGUGGAGCCGGGAUCCGAAGGAUCCAAUGCCGGACCCCAUACUCUGCCGGCUGCGGCCAUGAAGUUUGCCGAUCUCACCGAAAGCGGCAGUGAGUCCGGUGACAACGAGGCCGAGGAACCCGCUCCCACCGGCCCGGACAAUCCGGCAAAUGCCAACAGUGAGCCGGGGACCAGUGCAUCCGCCGCGGAGGAGAACACCGCCGCAGAGCGCUCCUCGCCGCCGCCCAACUGCGCCAUCUGCUUGUCCCGCUGCAAGAGGAAGUGUUUCACGGACUCCUGCAUGCACCAGUUCUGCUUCAAGUGCCUGUGCGAGUGGAGCAAGAUCAAACCCGAGUGCCCGCUGUGCAAGCAGCCUUUCAAGACCAUCAUACACAAUGUCCGCACCCUGGACGACUACGACCGCUAUCCGGUGCAGAGCUCUUCGCCAGUUCCGCCAGAUCAUCCCUCCUUACGCUUCCAUAUAGUAAGGCGUCCCAGGUACAUGCCUCUGGUGCAGAACCAGGCCGUCAUGACCAACGACAUAGAGGCCGGCAUAGCAGCAGGGGCUGCGGGAGAAGAGGUCCUGCCGGCAGCCGAGGUGGCGGCCGGCAGGCACUCGUACAGCCGCUUCGAGCCCUACCGAGUGGAACUGAUGAACUACUAUCGACACGACCAGGAUGCCGCCACAUCGGGCUCGUUGAGCCAGCUCUGGCGGCGCUACGUGUACGACAGAAAGCUGUAUGCCCUGCCCGUCAGCGAUAGCUUGACGGGCCAUUUCCGCGAGUGGAGUGCCCGCUUUUACAGAAACAAUCCCGCCCAGAUGCAUCGCCUGAUGCCUUGGAUCCAUCGCGACAUUGUGUGCUUGCUGAGGAAUGCCGCACACAGCGUAAGCACUGUGAUGCAGCUGAUGAACGACAUCCUGCCCAUGACCAAUAUACUGGGUCCCACAUUCCGUCGCCGGCUGUCGCCGUAUCUGGGCGAGCGCACCAGCCACUUCAUCCACGAGCUGUUCAACUUUGCCCGCUCCCCCUUCGACAUGAUCGGCUACGACCAUGUGGUUCAAUACUCGGCUCGCGUGGCCGAGGAGGUGGAGGUGGACCUGUUAGACAUGGUGGAGACCCAGUCGUCGAAUGGCGAUGAUCUGCACCUGGAGGUUGGUGACAGCGAUGGAGAUGCCGUCAAUGCGGACUUCUCCAACGACUGGAGUCCCCCAAGUGGACGUCCGUCGACCAGUGUGAUUGUGACCAAUCCCGGUGCUACACAUUCCUUCAGCGUGACAAUGGCCAACGAUGGCAGUGAGCUGCCAGGCAUCUCUAUACGCCGUACAACCACAUCAAAUGUUGGCUCACAAACGGUGGCUAUCAACCUAAGUAUGAGGCGCCCGGCGGCUGUUGCCAGCGAGGAGGCGGAGGUCAUAGAGAUCGACGAUGGCGAUGCAGCUGCAAAUGCCGAAGUGGCGGCCAUCAAUGAUGGCAGCAAUCCUAGCAGGAGACACGCGGGCGCCACUCUCCCAGUGAGUGCCCACAUCGAACUGCAGAGCAGCAGCAGCUCUGGCGAUGAAGACGAGUGCGUCUUUGUGCUGGAGCUAAAGCCACCUCACCUGCGCACUCCCGAGCAGGUGAGCCUGGACUCGAAUAGUGACUCUGAUGUGGUUUUCGUGAAUGAGCAGAAUGAGGCUCCGCCGGCUGCAAGUCUCGGCGACCAGGCGAUACAAUCGCCAGUGGAUCAGUCCUCCAGAGAUCAGGCGUUGUUCUUUGGUCCCAGCACGAGUGCAGCGGCUAACAGAGGCAAGAACUGGAAGCUUGUGAUGGCAGAAGCGCGUCGCCUUGAUGAGUUGCGCACAGUGCGCUCAACGCGAUCGAAGAGAUCGCGCCAGCGGUCCUCCGUCCCUGCCCGUAGUUCCAGUGCUAGUGGAAGCAGCAACAGCACCUGCAGCAGCUCCUCCUUCCACUUCAGCAGCAGCAGCGAUGACGACAGCAGUGCUAGCAGCACGUCCAAUGUGGAGCCAGCCAAGAAAAAACCACACAAGCUACCGAAUAAAAAACGCACUGAAAAAGCCUCAAAUCGAAAAGCAACAUCUCGCAAACGGAAACGCCAGGUGAAGGAUGUAAAGCAGAAACAGGCUAACGAGGAGUCAGCUCGGGCGGCAGCUCUAGAGAGGCGGCUAGAGCAGCUGCUGCAUGGCGAACAGAAAUCACAGCAGCAACCGGAAAGCAGUAGUUCAAGCCCUAGUUCGUCUGACGACGAAUCAGCUGGCGAUAGCAGCGAUACAUCUGGUCAACCCAACCCCAAUAACAACAACACUAGCAGUGAUGAUUCUGAUGAUGAUAGCACUGAAAACCUGCGGCUUAGUGCUUUGCGGGCCACACUAAAAGCAGAGGCACCGCUGGAGGAUAGAAAACCACUAAAACUGGAGCUCCAGAUGUCCGACACAAAUACAAGGGAACAACAGCAGGAGGGGCCCCAAAAUACAGAGGUGGCACCAGCGCCAACAGAGGAUACCGAACCGGGAUGCAGUGCUCCAAAGCGGCGGCGAAGCUGUAGUAACAGCAAUCAGUCCAGCCAGAGCGCCAGUUUGGCCAGCAGCUCGACAGCCACAUCGAGUUCGGCUCCGAUGAGUUCGUUUGGCUGGAGGGCAGCAGGAUAUGCUGGCGAUCCCCUAACGCGUUUCAAUGUGGAAGUGGAGGAGCACGAUAUAGCAAACUCCCUAAUAGAACUAUCCACGCUGACGCAACCGAGGGAGGUAGGCCUUUUCAACGAGCAGUCUAAUUCGGGAGAGAUUUCCCUCAGUUCGCUGCGCAAUACUCUCCGCGGCAGCUCUCGAGCUCUGGAGGAGGAUGACGCAAAUCUGGGUAUCUAUUUUGGAGCAGGUGCGGAUCCUGAUGCCAGCAAUGAACAGAACAGCUUUUCCCUGGGGGCUGCAAUCGACGUGGUUGGAGAAGCAGAGGUGGGGACCGCCGAGGAUACAGCCACUGCCACUGAAGAACAAGAUGAAGAUGACGAAGACGAUGAUGAAGAAGGUGAAGAUGAACAGGAAGAGGGAAAGGCUGAGGAGGACGAAGAGGAUGAGGACGAUAGUGACAACAACGACGAUGAGGAGGGGGUUGAUCGGGAGUUACUAGCGUUUCUAGCAUAAGCUACCGACAUUGAUUUUCAUUUAAGUUGUUAAUUUAAAGGAAUGUUAAAUUGGUUUCCGUCUUGUCUUGUUCCGAUUCCUAAGCCCCUGAACCCAAUAAAGUAAUAAUACGUGUAACUUGCUAUGUAAGUAACUAAAACCAGUAAGCUUAAGCUCAAACUAGAUGUAUUCUAGGCCUAGGAUUGCCAUUUUAAGUUGUACAUAUUCAGACACCAAUAUCUUGAUAUAAAUAUAUAUAUAGUUACGUUUACACACCUAUCAA